AUGACUAUUCACGUUUCCCAACGGAUUGAUUGCCUUAUCGAAUGUGACAAAGAACCAUGUUGCAGAUCAAUCAACAUUCAAAAGAAAUCAAGUCCACACGAUGCUCAAAUUUGUGAAAUGCUACAUAAUUUGGUAUACAAUACAUCUGAGAAAUUACUGGAAACAAACCCCUCUUUUGAUCACGUUUAUUUAACAAGCUCGAAAAAGGUGAGGUUCAUUUAAUUAAUUAUUUCUUAUCCACAAGUAGUAUUUAUACAGCAUAUACACUUGGAAAAUAAAAAGUGGAACUGUCAUGUUGAUGUCUAAUUCUUUGUAGUUUUUGACAUGCGUUGUAAAUUUGCAGAAUCUCUUGUUGAAUUCCUCAAAAUUUUUACUAAAAAUUGAUUGAAAUUUUUUAUCAAAAAUAGUAGUUAAUCCUAUAAACUUUGUUACUUGAGUAAAUAUUCACGAUAAGGUAUUCUGUUUCGGAAUCUCGCCAGCAUGGUGCCUUGAAUUUAACUCCUGUAUCCAGCAUUGAGGGAUUUUAAAAAGAAAAGAAAAGAGAAUUAUAAUAACAAAAUUUUUACCUUUAGGACUACAAUGCAAGCUGCUUAUUCCCAAGAGGUUUGUAAAUCAACGUUAUCUCCAUUUUCAAUAACGUUUAAUAUGUUGAAAACAUAUCAGGGCCUUUUUAAAGGGGCAGUAUGAUCAAAAUUUUUAUUUUCUUAAACGAAAGUGCUCGUAAAACUGUAUAUAACAACUUGUUUUGAUGAUUUUUGUCCCCAUGCUUAGUUCUUGAGAUUUGUAACCAUGUGACGUCAUCUACUCAAUUACAUAUAUAAUGAGAUAUCAGUAAUUGUUGUGUAUCUUUGCUAUUUUUAUCAAAAUAUUUCGAAAGAUGCGGCGCGUUUGUUAAUUUAACCUGCAUCAUUAAGCAUACUGUGUUUUUUAACAAAUCGAUCAAAAAUAGCAAAGAUACACAACAAUUACUGAUAUCUCAUUAUAUAUGUAAUUGAGUAGAUGACGUCACAUGGUUACAAACAAAAGAAAUAUCUCAAGAACUAAGCAUGGGAACAAAAAUUUUCAAAACAAGUUAUUACACAGUUUUACGAGCAUUUUCGUUUAAGUUUUGGUUUAAGAGAAUAAAAAUUUUGAUCAUACUGCCCCUUUAAAAAAAUCGUCAGUUUGCGGGAGGAGGGGGGGGAUUGAGGUCAAGGAAAAGGGACCUAUAUGAGUGUAUUUGCCAGGGACCGCAGGACGAUCGAAUAGUAUGUAGUAAAUUUGUUGAGACUGAGCAACUCUCAUGUCGGGGGGAUCGACAGGGCAUGUUCCCAGAACAUUUUAAAGAGUAUAAACUUGGAAGUGCAUUUCCAGCCAUUUCUUACAGUAAUUUUGUUUAUUAAAAUGAUAAUGUGUAUCACUGGCAGAUAUAUUUUUGAAAGCGCUUGCCUAGUGAAAAUGAAAGUAGUAGAUUCAUGUAGAUGAUUACGCAUUACUGAAGAAAAAACAAUUACAAAAAUCAGUACGUAACAACUCGGUAUCAGGUUAAUUGUCACUCCACUGUGAAUAUGUGAAUCACUCAGGCACAUUUUUUAUAGCUAUACCUUUAUAACUUUAUAUCCGUUAAUAACUAUUCCUGCGCUUUAAAUACUUGUCUAUAGCCUGUAUCACAGAUCUUAAUAUUAUUAGUAAGGUCUGUGAACAUACAGUACUGUAUGGCGCGAUUGCUUGUGUCAUGCAUAAUUUAAAUCCUCAGUUUUUGGGAUUAAAUUUAUUCAAAUUUGGCAUAAUAAAUUCGUUCACGCUAUAGAAAUUUAUGCGAUUUUGAACAUAUUUUGGUAUAUUACUCAUUCUAUAAAUAAAAUAUUGCAUCGUUUAUGCAUUGUUCUAAUUUUUAUAGCUUUUAUUGUUCUAGCAGGGAUUUAAAUUCUAGCACUGAGGAUUUAAAUUAAUUUAUGCAUGGAACAAGCCAUCGCGCCAAUGUUCAUCCCCGAGCAAGCGCCGUUCCGGGCGUAGGGUACUAAUCCGAGGGUACUAAUUCUGCCCGGCUAUUUACACUGGGGGAAAGGAACGCACUAGCCAAGUCUAAAGUUCAGCAAAUAUCGAGGGCGCAUGGUGUAUGGGUGGUCAUCUCACUGAUCUCAAAAUAUGGCUCUUUGCCAGGAGUGAAGCUCGGAGUGAAAAAUACUGAUAAAAAAUACAAUGUAAGAAAGCUUGGAAAGUCGUUUCACAUAACAAAUUGUAAAACUUUUUUUUAAUUUUUAAACGUAAACAUCUAUAAGAAUUAAUUUAGUACGAGAAGUCUUAAAGUAUAGCCUAUAGGGCAAGUUUGUUUCAAUUGUCUAUGUAUGACUUUGUAUUAUUAUAGACUUUGUUCUUGUUGUUCAAGUCUUUCCUAUGCAUUGUGGGCGAAAGUUUCUUAGUUAAAUUAACUUUUGUAGAAGAUCAUGAUAAAAAAUAAAACAAAGUAUUUUCAGUAGCGUCCUGUACGAAUUAAAUUCAUUUCAUUUCAAAGUGCGAGUAACAAGUUGAAGCUCGAGUUGAAGAGUUAAUAUAUUAAUAUCGGCAAAAAGCAGUAAAUUUCAAUUCACAUUUAAAAACUUUUACGUGGAGUUUCGUUUUGAAUUUUGCAUUAAAAUAAAGCCGAUAUGAAACAAAAUGAUAUUCCUACUUUAUAUGUUUUAUAAAUUGAUAGUUCUGUGUUUAAAAGUAUUCAACUUCCAUCUAUUUUUUGCGGGUUUGUACAAAAAAUUAAAAAAACAAUUAUCGUGUUGCCAUGACUAACAUGACGUGAGAAACGCGAGUUUGCAUUCAGUGUUGGCGCGCGCAAUUACGAAUAUUUCAUGUUGAAACAAUGUUUGGGAAAUUAGGCGAGGGGUUGUUGCAUGCAUGCAUUUCUAAGUAUAGACCUUACUAUUUGUAAGAUCUGUGACACAGGCCACUGGACAAGUAUUUAAGUGCAGGCAUAGCUAUAUUAUCGGGGUGCGGGUGAAAUAGUAAUUUUUUUUGAAUUUUUAUUAAGAUAAUUUCAAAGUUUUGCUCAACACUCAGUACGAGUUAUUGAAGAACAUUAUGCCGAAAUGCAUCCGUUGGAACUGAUAAUUGCCAAGCAAGAAAAAUAUAUAUAUAUGUAUAUAAUUUCCACAUUAUCACGCAUGCGCCAAACAAACGCUAGGAGGUCGUACGGUGCACAAAAGUGUAUAUUUUAGGAUAUUUUAAUGUUUCCAGUUUCGUAAAAAUUGCAUUAUUUGGUAAAUGGUAUUUCAAUUUUUUGUAACAUAAUAACUACUUCGUCUCACUUGGUAAUCACACAAAAAAUGUACCAUUCAUUUCAAGUUAUUUUUCCGUUCCAGCUUGCAAAGACCCUAAAGCGUUAGGACUGCAGAGUGGAAAGAUCCCAGAUUCAAGACUAAAAGCCUCGAGUGAAUACCCGAACUUUGAAAAUCAUCGUGCUCGUUACGCCAGAUUACGAUGGGAUAAAUGCUGGGUUGCUUAUCCAUCAGACACCAACCAAUGGCUGCAAAUUGAUUUCAAAUAUAAAGCAAAAAUUACAGAGAUUCUCACACAAGGCCGUACGGAUGCAAAUCAAUGGGUUGGAAGUUACACUAUUGCUUAUUCUGACGAUGACGUGAAGUUUAAAACGUACAAAGGGGAUGAAGGGCAAGAUAAGGUAACAGCCAUAUAUUUUUCAGUUCCACAGCUCUUGGGCAGGUUGUAG
Molecule: messenger RNA, 3697 nt
Organism: Paramuricea clavata
Lineage: Eukaryota; Metazoa; Cnidaria; Anthozoa; Malacalcyonacea; Plexauridae
Source: the annotation of a GenBank genome assembly